UACCCACGAAAGGAAACUAAAUUUGGUUUGUUAUUCUUUCUGUUACUCCCAAUCGAAACUUUUCCUCACUGAGCACUCAGAAGGUAUGGACGCUUCAGAAGAGCUGGCGAUUUGUAGCCACUGCCAGAAAGACGUGGUGAAGACGAACCUUCCCAUGCAUGAAGCUCACUGCCAGCGCUUCCUGUGUCUGUGUCCCGACUGUGAAGAACUGAUGCCUAAGGAUCAGCUCGAAGAACAUCGUGAGGAACAGCACACUCCGGUUAAAUGCAAGAAGUGCAAUAUGAAGAUGGAAAAAUGCAAGCUAGCAGAUCAUGAUGCAAACGAAUGCACAGAGAGGCCUCAGAGCUGCGAGUACUGUCAGCUGGAUUUCCCUUGGAGCAAACUGAAGGAGCACGUCGUAGCCUGUGGGAGUCGGACAGAACUCUGUCAGGACUGUAACAAGUACGUCACCCUGAAAGACCAGCUCCAGCACGCUCAGACCUGCACCUCUGAGGACUUCAGCUUUAAAACUAAAUCCAUUAAUGGAAAUGUAAAAAAGCCUCUGCCAGGGAACACUCUGCAGAAGGAUGAGCCCGAUGAUUACGUGGCAUACGAUUCGAGAGAUCAGCGUGCUAGCCAAUCCGCCGAUCCUGAGCCUGAUGACACGACUCUGUCGCUGUCGGAUCUGCAGAAGAAGAAGCGGAAUGAGAAAACUGGCUGGAUAGAUGAGGAUCAGAUCAGAACCUGUCCACACUGUCACCUCGCUCUGCCAGUAAACACACUGCAGUGGCACGCUGACAAAUGCUGGAUUGCUGAAGGUCUGAAACGGAUGAACGAGGCAAAGGACGCGAGUGUGAAGAAGUGAGAAAGAAAUUUGUAAGUGCUUGACUGGAAGAACUGCUUGCAGAUACACAGGCGGCGACAUCAGAACUCAUUUUAAUGAAAUCUAAAUUGUUUACUCUUUUCUCAAACAUCUGUCAAGAUCGAAUAAAAGCAACAUUUCUGGGUAGGAUAAUUACCGUAUUUGAAAACAAUGCAUUUUUUAUUUUAUUUUUUUUAAAUUAGCUUCAUGUCAUGGUAGGAGUUUUAUUAAAUAAAAAAGAACGAAGCUGUGUAAAACGUUGCUGAGUGCAAAGUUGUGCGAAAACUAUACAGGUGUAACUACAUGUAUACGCUGGAUAAAACAGCACAAAAGAAAGUAAAGGCAUAUUUGAGUAGCACACUAUGGCUUUCCCACUGGUACUUAUUAAAGAGAAACGAUAGCAUGGUAAUGUUUUUGGAAAAUAUUUUGGAAAACUUCUUAUAAUUUUUUUUUAUUAUUUCAAUUCCUUAGCAAAAUAUUUUGACCAACAUGAAUAUAAAUUUGGAAAGGUAUGUUGUUGUUUUUUUAUUAUUAUCUUUAUCAAUUUGUAGGAGUUUUAUUAAAUAAAAAGAAUGCAUUCGG
Molecule: messenger RNA, 1423 nt
Organism: Ictalurus furcatus (blue catfish)
Lineage: Eukaryota; Metazoa; Chordata; Actinopteri; Siluriformes; Ictaluridae
Gene: xaf1
Product: XIAP associated factor 1
Exons: 8
Coding region: 86-844 (252 amino acids)
Molecular function (GO): zinc ion binding
Source: RefSeq, a predicted model, not a curated record